Molecule: messenger RNA, 1362 nt
Organism: Pygoscelis adeliae (Adelie penguin)
Lineage: Eukaryota; Metazoa; Chordata; Aves; Sphenisciformes; Spheniscidae
Gene: FZD5
Product: frizzled class receptor 5
Biological process (GO): non-canonical Wnt signaling pathway; canonical Wnt signaling pathway
Cellular component (GO): plasma membrane
Molecular function (GO): Wnt receptor activity; Wnt-protein binding
Source: RefSeq, a predicted model, not a curated record
AUGGUGGAGCUUCGUGAACACCUCUGCACACAGAUUAAAGCUUUAUUACAGGCAAAACUUACAGCGGAAAGCAAAGAGUACGGCUUCGCCUGGCCCGAGAGGAUGAGCUGCGAGAGCCUGCCGGUGCUGGGGGACACCGAGGAGCUCUGCAUGGGAUACAACCGCACGGAAGCCACCACCCUGCCGCCUUUCUUCGGGAAGCCCACGCGCCCAGCCAAGGACGCGGCCAAAAACCUGACGCCGCUCGGUGGGCAGCGCCCCUCGGGGCUGGACUGCGGCCGGACUUGCAAGUGCAAAGCGCCUCUGAUCCCCAUCUCCAAGGAGUCCCAUCCGCUCUACAACCGCAUCAGGACUGGGCAGGUACCCAACUGUGCCAUCCCCUGCUACCAGCCCUACUUUACCCAGGAUGAGAAGACCUUCGCCACUUUCUGGAUCGGCCUCUGGUCCAUCCUCUGCUUCCUUUCCACCUCCACCACCGUGGCCACCUUCCUCAUCGACAUGGAGCGCUUCAAGUACCCCGAGCGCCCCAUCAUCUUCCUCUCUGCUUGCUACCUCUUUGUCUCUGUGGGCUACAUCGUGCGGCUGGUGGCAGGGCAUGCCAACGUGGCUUGCAACCCGGAGCACCAUCACAUCCACUAUGAGACCACGGGCCCUGCCCUCUGCACCGUGGUUUUCCUUCUCCUCUACUUCUUCGGCAUGGCCAGCUCCAUCUGGUGGGUCAUCCUGUCCCUCACCUGGUUCCUCGCAGCUGGCAUGAAGUGGGGCAACGAGGCCAUCGCUAGCUACGCGCAGUACUUCCACCUGGCUGCCUGGCUCAUCCCCAGUGCUAAAUCCAUUGCUGUACUGGCACUCAGCUCCGUGGACGGCGACCCGGUGGCCGGGGUUUGCUACGUGGGCAACCAGAGCCUGGAGAACCUGCGGGGCUUCGUGCUGGCACCGCUGGUGGUUUAUCUUUUCACUAAGCUGGAGAAGCUGAUGAUCCGCAUUGGCAUCUUCACUGUGCUCUACACUGUGCCUGCCACCAUCGUCAUUGCCUGCUACAUCUAUGAGCAGCACAACCGGGAGGCGUGGGAGCGGGCGCAGAACUGCUCCUGCCCGGGGGACACCCACCGCCCCAAACCUGACUACGCCAUCUUCAUGCUCAAGUACUUCAUGUGCCUUGUGGUGGGCAUCACCUCUGGCGUCUGGAUCUGGUCCGGCAAGACUCUGGAGUCCUGGAGGCGCUUCACAGCCCACUGCUGCCAGGCCAGGAAGCCCGCAGGUGCCUCCGUGUACAGCGAGGCCAGCCCGGCACUGGUGGGCAGGACAGUGCUGCCCAGCAUGGCCUCUUACCACAAGCAGGUCCCGCUGUCCCACGUGUGA